This is a messenger RNA of Dreissena polymorpha, 976 nucleotides long. RefSeq lists its product as uncharacterized. The coding region runs from base 1 to 798 and encodes 265 amino acids. Gene Ontology annotation, molecular function: scavenger receptor activity. NCBI's taxonomy places the organism in Eukaryota, Metazoa, Mollusca, Bivalvia, Myida, Dreissenidae. The record is from RefSeq and is a predicted model, not a curated record. The transcript has 5 exons.
AUGGAGAUAUACUCCCGCCUCAUAUUGUUGAUGGAGGACAUGACAAAUGCACUUGAAGAAGAAAAUGGCAGUGCUGAAAAACCCAUCCAGAUCCCUAAUUCACACAUCGCGGUGACAUCAAAGGGGGUUCCAUACACGGGUCCAUACUGGAACUUGACUGCUGAUAAGGUCAUCGAUGGUAUUGGGAAUGACCAAGGCUAUGCUGUCAAUUGUGGAUGUUGCGCAGCUCUCGAAAGACCGGCAUGGGUGCAACUGACACUGGACAAGACUUAUCUCGUGGAAAAGAUUCUUGUUCUAGGGCGUACAGAUGGAGCAUUUGUUCAGUUUGACAACAUCACAUUGUUACUGGGAAGACAGGAUCGAUCACUUCAGAACGAAAAGUUCACUUUCAAAAACCAGUUGUUUGCGGAGACGGUACUGGCUCCUCCACGGGAAGUAUAUGCUGUAGGAGUUUCGGGCAGUGUGUCAUCAACUACAUAUAUGACUAUAUGCGAGAUUAGGAUAUACCGACAAGCAGAUUGUGUACACGGUACGUACAGUGCAAACUGUUCCAAAGAGUGCCAUUGUCUUUCGGGUUCCUGCGAAAGUGUCACGGGCAUAUGUAUGAAUGCGGUAUGUCAAGACGGCUGGAGAGGAUUUGCCUGUAAUGAAACUUGCAACCCUGGCACUUUUGGUGCUAACUGCUCCUUUAUAUGUCAUUGUUACGACAAUGACACAUGCCAUCAUAUUAAUGGUACCUGUCUCUUUAACCAAUGUGCAGCUGGAUGGACGCAUGCCAACUGUAGCGUAGGUAUGUAACAACAUGCGGCCUCUUAUCUAAUUGACUCGAUGAAUUACUAUUUGUAAACGUGUAUAGUCAAGCAUAUUAAAGAUUUCAUGUGAAUAUGUUUUAACCAUUUAUUAUUAUGUUUUUUAUUUGAGAAAAUGUCAAAGUAUUGUUGGUGUAAUAUGCAAAAAUUAAUAUAAAACAUGUGUU